CAACAAGUCCGUCACAUUUAUGACAACAUGUACAAGCGAAGUUUACCCAUCGACCCAGAGAACACUUGAAGGCAUCACUCCACCCCUUUGACCACUCGGUGGCAGUAACACGCAACGUGAAUGACACAAAGCAAACCGAGAAGAAGAAAACCUGUCGGUUUAGUUCCUGGUUGCAUAAAGUCAAGAAUCACCCUCUGUUCAGAUUGUUGUUUUCUUCAUCUGUAGGCUCAAACGGUGAUUUCAUUUCGACCGAAAUGUUCAAAAGCUUCGGGACGUGGUUGGGUCUGGAGGACCAGACGUACACGAAGGCGUCGGAAGACACAGAAAAGCUGAGUGGGGAGCAGGAAGAAAAGGUGGUGGAAGCACAGAACGAGGUAAACAAACAGCAACCAGCUGGCCAGGAUGGAGAACCAGAGGCCGACCGAGAAGAAAACUCUGAGCUCGGCAAAGGACUCGGGGAUUACAUCUUCAGUUUUGCCACCAGUGCCACCAAGAAGAUCUCUGAUUCGGUGGUAGAGACGGCCCAGAGCAUCAAGAAGACGGUGGAAGAAGGGAAGAUCGACGGCAUCAUAGACAAGACUUUUCUAGGAGACUUUCAAAAGGAGCAAGAGAAGUUUGUCCAAGAGAAGAAAGCAAAAAAAUCAGAAGCAGCGGUGCCUCCCUGGGUCGGCUACAACGAGGAGGAGACGAUCCAGCAACAAAUCCUUGCUCUGUCAGCUGACAAGAGAAACUUCUUGCGAGACCCCCCCGCUGGUGUUCAGUUCCACUUUGACAUGGAGCAGAUGUAUCCUCUGGCUGCAGUGAUGCUGGAGGAAGACCAGCUCCUCAACUGCAUGCGCUUUGACCUGGUCCCAAAACAUGUGAAGGAGGAGGUGUUCUGGAGGAAUUAUUUCUACCGGGUGUCUCUGGUCAAGCAGUCGGCCCAGCUGACGGCGCUGGCAGCCCAGCAGCAGCAGAAGGACGGCGAGGACAGAGCCGCCAGUGUUUCGUCCGAGGACGUCGUUCUAACAGACGUCAGACCAAAAACGCCACCAAUUUCCAUCAGCGACAUACAGAAGCCACCUCAGGAGGAGGAAGAGGAGGAGGAGGAGAUGUCGACCAGCCCCGGGGUGUCUGAGUUUGUGAGCGAUGCUUUCGACUCGACAGGCAUCGACCAGGAGGACCUGAGGAAAGAGAUGGAGCAGCUGGUGCUGGAUAAGAAGGAGAGCGUCCCUUCUCCUGAUGACGAGUCGGCCGACUGGGAGAAGGAGCUGCAGCAGGAGCUCCAGGAGUACGAGGUGGUCAGCGGCUCAGACAACAAAGACGACCAAUGGGAUCAAGAGAUCGAGAAGAUGCUCCAGGCCGACGACAGCUAGACAAACGCCGUGUGUCCGUGUCCUAUUCGGCGAUCUGCCCCCCCCCUUCGCACAACUGUGAUUACUAUCUUGUAAGCAUUCUCCUAUACCGGAUGAAGGUGUAGAUCCAAUAGUAGCAAGAGAGCGUCGCCUCUGCUGGAAACAAAGGGUAUGUUCAGUAGGGCUGCACGAUAUGAGGGAAACAUGCGAUAACGUUGUUGAAUAUUUUUCAAUAAACUGAUAUUAAAGUGGACUCAUUUCGGAAUUUCCGCUGCGUUCAGUAUCCUACUAAAAAACAACAAAUGUCAUCUAACAAAUUGAAUUGAAUAUAAAGGCACCACUAAAAAAAGUAUUUUGCGAUAUGUUGCAGCCUUUCCCCAUGUGUUUAUUGCGCCAGGUGACAUUGUGAUAAAAAGUGAUCUAUUGUGCGGCCCUAAUGUUCAGGUGUAUUUAUAAAGCGCUCCUUCCUAAAUUAAUUUCCUCUACUUGCUUUCCCAAACCCUCCCUCUCUCUCUCUCUCUCUCUCACUCUCUGAUGGGGAAAUGUCGCUAGAGGGCGCUCCAGUACAGUGGGUUUUAUUAUGGAGGGGGCCUGUUUUGAAAUGACGUCGCAUUAUUUCACACUGCUGCUUUCCGGUGGGGUGUACAGUAAAGGCUUGGUAUAGGUAUAGUCAAAUGUAAAGUUACAUGUAUGUAAAUAAAGAGGAUUUUUAACACUAUA
Messenger RNA from Perca flavescens (yellow perch), 2054 nucleotides. RefSeq names its product synapse-associated protein 1. NCBI's taxonomy places the organism in Eukaryota, Metazoa, Chordata, Actinopteri, Perciformes, Percidae. Gene Ontology annotation, cellular component: cytoplasm; synapse; nucleus. Gene Ontology annotation, biological process: regulation of short-term neuronal synaptic plasticity; TORC2 signaling. The transcript is spliced from 9 exons. The record is from RefSeq and is a predicted model, not a curated record. Bases 255 to 1355 code for a protein of 366 amino acids.